Messenger RNA from Lymnaea stagnalis (great pond snail), 4113 nucleotides. NCBI's taxonomy places the organism in Eukaryota, Metazoa, Mollusca, Gastropoda, Lymnaeidae. The record is from the annotation of a GenBank genome assembly.
CCAAGACACCAUGUGCGCGAAGGUCAAAGGCUAUUCUAGAAUUUUUACCAACUGUUAAAGAGUCAUAUUAUUGCUUUUGAUCUGAACUAGCGGUUAUAUACAUUUUACCCUAAAAAAAACAACACAUUGCAAUGGUAAGUUUAAAAGAACCGCUUGCUUUGUUUGUACAAAUGCAUUAUUUAAACACUUUCCUUUCUCAUUUCUGUUAGUGCAACUUGAUAAGUACGCGCGAAUCAUUGAAUGAAAUGAAUCGGGAUCAAUCACAAAAUAAUAUACAUUAAAAUGAGAAUCAAUCAAUUGUGCCAUAGACUACAUUACUAUCACUAGUCUAGAUAGCAGGAACUAACCCUGCUAAACUAACUAGUAAUGUAGCAACUAUGGCAUUUAAACAACACAUUGAAUUGCAUUGGUUAGUUUAAAAGAACAAAAAAUAUGUCAUCGAUAAGCCUACUAAAAGUUAUAAUUUUAAGUUUAAGCAGUGCUGUCCAGAGGCUGUCGCGUGAGUUUUGUCCUUUUGUAUACUAAUAAUACUUAAUGCCUAAAAAAAAACUAUUGUUUAUUUUAAUUCUUAUUCUUAGUCUUAGUACUAUGACUAUCUUAGGCCUAUACUAUUAUUUAUAUUUAUACCAUAUAUUUACUAUUAAAUUGUUAAAUCAAAUUUUGCAAAUUUUAUUAAUUAUUACAAUAAUUACAUAAUUAUUAAUAACGCAGACCAGUAAUAUUAAAUAUUACUAUUGAUUGUUAAUAUUUAAUUAUUGGGGGGGGGGGGCAUCUACUCAGUUUGUUCCCACCCGUACCCACUUACAACUAUCGUUAAUAUCGAGUUUGUGUUUUCCAACCCUAGACCCCCUAGUUACUUCACUUGACAUUAAAUUUUUAAAUCAAAUUUUUCAAAUUUUAUUAAUUAUUAAAAUAAUUACAUAAUUAUUAAUAACGCAGACCAGUAAUAUUAAAAAUUACUAUUGUUUGUUAAUAUUUAAUUAUUGGGGGGGGGGGGCAUCUACUCAGUUUGUUCCCACCCGUACCCACUUACAACUAUCGUUAAUAUCGAGUUUGUGUUUUCCAACCCUAGACGCCCUAGUUACUUCACUUGACUAGUGCUAGUAGGCCUACUUGACAAAUGGAUUUAUUUUCAUCAAAGACUUCAACUAAAAUAAUGUCCCUAGGUGACUGCUAACUGCAAAACCAAAACAUAUUGGUCAGUUUACAUUCGGCACACCACUUUGAGUUUCUGUGUAGGAUUUUUAUGUACAGCGCGGCGAGCCCAGCCCUAGGCUGAGGUACCGUGCUAUAUAAGACCUCUCAUUGUUAUUAUUCUCUCCCUUUUGACGUUUGUUUAUUCUUGGACAGAUGGCAGCCUUAGGAAAUGAGUGGCGCACCAAGUGUAAAUUUACCAACACACUAUUUAUCCUUUUCCACUGUCGACAUUGCCCAGCUUAUAUGCCACAAACUCUCAGACUAGUAUUCUUACUCUUAACUCUUAUUCCUACUCUAUUAAGUGUUUCAUUAAAAUAAUUUAUCCUGACUGUCCAUACUUGCAACUAGUCCACCCUAGCCAUCAAAAUUGUUAUGCAUUUUGUUUAUUUAACCUGUUGUUUACCUGCAAAUAGGUGUUCGUCCAUUUUACUUUAAGUAUAGUCCGGCCCCAACAAUAUACAGUAUCUUAGUGACAGUGGAGCGUUGACGGAGUGUCCCUCACUAGAUGUCCCGGGGGAAGCCAGGGCGUUUGGAGAGCCCUUUGUGAGGAAAAUGUUGUAUGGCUCAGCGGAUGGAGCUGGUGGCAAAUUCAUUAUCCGGGGUCAUAAGAGUAAUCUCAGACCUGUGUUUAGUUAGUGUCAGUGGAGCAGGCAAUUUUAGGGUUUUAUUGGGGCAACCCCUCCCCCUGAUGACUCAACCUAAAAACAAAAAAAGUAAGGAGUCAAAAGAUAAAAAGAGUGGAUUCUGAGUCUAAAAAUAAAAUGAGUUGAUUCUGUUAAUACUGUUAUCUUUUUUUGUUUGCAAAUCUCUGCAUUAUCCGUUAUCUAAUUAAUGUAUGUGUAAGCGACUGCUAAUGGCACAAUAAGAAAAGGGGGAGCACCAUAAACUCUGCAGUCAUGCCCACUUUUCACACAAAACAUUGUUAGGAAUUAAUUUUAAAUUUUUUUUUGCUUAACAUUGACAUUCGUUUUGAGGAUCCAUAAAAAUACAAUUUUAUGCUAGGCAGGCAUGAGUGUGUACUUGUGCUCAUAUUACUCAUUUUUUUGUUUAUAAUUAAAAAAUUUCUUUUAUAGGCACAAGGAUUCAAGAAGUUUAUCCCUAUGUUUGAUAGAGUGCUUGUGGAGAGAUUUCUUCCUGAGCUUAAAACUAAAGGAGGCAUAAUGCUUCCUGAAAAAUCUCAGGGCAAAGUGCUUGAAGCAACAGUUGUUGCUAUUGGUGUUGGUGCAAGGAAAGAGGUAAAAUUAUUAUAUUUUAACCCUAUAACUGUCAUUUGCAUUUUUCUGUAGCGUGAAGCCAUUAAAAAUAUGUAUAUUCUUGAUCUUUACAGAUUGAGUAAAAUAUUAUUAAACUUAUGCAUUCAACCCAAGCUCAAACUAUUGAGAGUUUUUGAGAGACCAUUACUAGAAAUUCAAGUGUCUCAAAAACUAGAUUUUUAUAAUACUAGGAUCCAUAUUCUUUCAGAAAAUGUUAAAGUUAUAGGUACAUGUAUUGAAAUUUGUAAUAUGGGUGAAAUUACAAUGAGAUAAGUACAUAUAAAAAAUUCCUUUUCAAUUAAAGUUAUAAAUCGAUUUUUUAAUACUUAUUACUCCAGAAGAAAAAAAAAACAUGAAUUAAUGUCUUUGAAUAUCUGGGCCUGGGAUUUUUUUCUUUAGGGCUAUAGCUAUAAGCUGGUUCCCUAGACGGCAAAUUGCCUCUCUUCACACACCUGGAUAGCCCAAGGGAAUACCAUAUAUUGAUAUUAUCAUUGAUACAGCUUGGCACCAAUUGCGUCGCAGAAGUUUUCAAUUUUUUUUCAUUGUAUUAAUGUAUCUGCCUGCGGAACUCCAAAAACUGCAGAUUUUGAUUCUGGGUUUCCUUCUCUUGGAUGAGUUGCCCACCAUCCAAGGUUUGCAGGUCCCAUCCACCUGGGGUCCUUGUGUUGUUUUUGCUUGACUUGGUCUUUGGUGAGGAUUGAACUCCAGACCACAAGCUUGGGAUUUGCUCAGUUUACCCCCUCGAACAUUAAAAUAUAUUGAGCAAAAUUCACACCCGAAUAACGAGCUCUGAUAAAAGCAUGUUAACACACAGAUAGAAGCGGAAAUGGGUAGCAAACUCGUUUCUUUAGAGUUAGAGUGAUUUCCCCUUGGGAAUAUAUUUAUAUUUUUAAUGAUGAUUUUGCUAGCACCCGAUUAUAUCAGCCGAGCCACCACAGAAAGGAAUAUAAGGACUGAUCAUUGGUCAUUAAGACAGUUUCAGUUUUUACGCUUAUUUAAGAUUUGUUGUAAAAUCUUUCUUUUGCAAAAUACUUUAUGAUCAUGUCGGAUUGCAUUUUUCCUUGAAAAAAAUUAAUGCUGAGGUUUUUAUUUCUUAUCAGAAUGGCACUGUUGUCCCACCAAGUGUAAAAGUUGGUGAUAAGGUUCUACUUCCAGAAUAUGGUGGAACAAAAGUUGUCCUUGAAGAAAAGGUAAUGAGCUUUUUGUCCAUGUUUUUUCUUUAUGAUUUAUGGGUAGUUUAGACUUGGCAUUUUUACUUUUAGAUCUUUAAAUCAUUAUAUCUACUGUUGGUGUACCGGCAAUGUAGUAUAAUUGUAAUUAUAUUAUUUUUCAUUUCAGGAAUACUUUUUAUUUCGUGAUGGAGAUCUGCUUGGAAAAUUUGAAAGCUCAUGAAAGUCACAAUGUGGUUGAGCCUGUUUGUUUUGAUUGAGAGUGCAAGGAGAUUGUUUUGUCACUGUUGGCAAUAUCUGAGAGCUGUAAUCAGUAAUAUUUUUGCAUUUUUUGUUUCCAUUUUCAGAAGUAAAUGUUUUUGCAGAUAAAAUUUAUUUGUAGUGAAUUAAUGAGUGUUUCAUUAUUUGCAUUGUGAUGUUGGAAGUUCACUCAAAUGAUAGCCAUGUACAUUUUUUAAAAUUCAUUUUAUAAUAAAUAUAAGAUGCACAAAAUA